AUCAAGGUAUAUUUAUCACUGUAACGCGAUUGAUAAGUUGUGGUCAUUGUACUCCCUGUUGUGAUAUUUCCAAUAAAAAUAUUAAUUCAGUGAUAACAAAAGCAUUGUUUUUACAGACUUAACGCAUCUUAUGCAAGUGCCACAACGUGUGAAACAAUAUGUUGGGAGGCGUCAAGCUUAAAGUAACGUUUACUCAUGAAAAGACUUGCUUUGCUUAUAUCAGUCCAAAGUACAGCACAAAUAAUGAACAGACACAAUGCGUCCAAGUUCUCUGCAGAGACAAGCAGAUCCUACUAUGGGUGGUGUUCAACAGUGGUGUUCCAGAAGGUCACAUAGCCUGCAAUCCUAUAUACAGCAGGAUGGUGGGGCUAGAGGAGGGGGCUGAUGUCUUUGUGUCUCCGUACACAGAUCUUAAGGUGCUGAAUGAGCUGUAUGUGGAGACUGAUAGUCCUGAUGACCAGGAAAUAUUAGAACACAAUGUAGAACUACUACAAAUGCGGAUACUAGACCAAUUGAGACUAGUUGUAGCUAAUCAAAAGACAGUAGUUUGGAUCUCAGCGUCUUUACCAAUAGUGUUCACACCAAAACAGACAGGCAUUCUUGUCAACCAUAGCCAAAUUAUUGUGAAAAUGGAUGCUUUUAACAGCAUACAUCCUUUCCCUUCUACACCAGUCAAUGUUCCCGUUCCCAAAGAUAAUGAACAGUUUAAAAACAUAGGUGCUAUAAACAAAGGAAUGUUAGCUCCAUAUUUAAAUGUAGCAAAAAGGUUAGUUCUAAGAGCAGUACCCAUAGACAGUGAUGGCAAAAAGAAUUUGAUACACCCAUACACUGUAUUCAUACAUGAAGACUUUAUAGAUGAAAAGUAUAAGAAUUUAACUAUAAUACUUGCUACAAUGACUAAUAUACCAUCAAUUUUAAAUGAGAGCGAUGAUGAUAGUGAGAAUAAUAAUGUUUCAAUUAAUGAUGUGUGUGUAGAAAUAGUUCCAAUUGACUCUGUGAUAUACAGAAGUUUGUGCAGGGAGGUACAUAACAAAAACAUACCUACAGUACUUAUACCAAAACCUUUAAAUGCUAUAAUUAAUAUUGAGAACGGAAUGAGAAUAAUCUUCACUCUAAUAGCUGACAAUAUUGAAGAACCGGAACACAUAGACAUAAUAACAUAUUCAGAUCAGAUACAGUCAGAAAUGGAUGUGGUAGAAAAAUUCAAGAACUGCGUUAUAAAAAGCACACAUUCUGGCAAGCGGUUCCUUAUAAACAAUGGUAUGAUAAAGCAGAAUACAGAAAUAACACCAGGAUUUUUACAGUUCAAGGUAAAACCGGAUAAGUUGAAGUUUACAAUGCUAGAUCCAGGGUCUUUUAGGAACUGUACGGUAGCUGCUAAGUGCUCUAGUGAGACAGAUAUGGCUUUACCAAAAGCUGUCAUGUCUAAGAUGGAUUAUGAUUAUAAAAAUUACUGUAGGUCAAUGAAAUCUAUGGAGGCGUUGAUUGAGAAGGUUUUGGCACAUGUUAACUUUGAGAUACAUAGAGAGGCCACUUUUAAAGGUGCUUCUGAGAUCAAGAGUAAUGUUUUAAUUACUGGUCUAAGUGGCACAGGAAAAUCUUCAUUCUGCCAGAUAAUCCAAAAAGAAUUGACUGUCUGGUCGCACAUACUACAAUGCCGUUCUCUCAGAGGUCGUAAGGACAUUACUGAGGUGCUUGGGAAGGCUAUACUGAUGUGUCAGGAACAUAGUCCAGCUGUGCUUAUAUGUGAUGAUGUGGAUGCUUUAGUGCCGCCGAAUAUGGAAGGCGCUUCGCCUCAGGAUAUUGCUUAUUAUCAGAGACUAGCAGUAGUAAUAAAGCACCUCCUACAAACAUGUUCAGGAGUAUGCGUGCUAAUGACAUCACUCAGUAUGAAAGACUUGCACCCCACGCUGCGCCAAUUCAGCGGGAAGCCGCUGUUUACGGCACAGUUUGACGUGCCCGAGUUGGAGAAGACAGAAAGAACGGAAUUAUUCAAGCACCUUCUCAACGACAAGAUACGGCAGGAGUUUGAGAUAGAAGACGAUGACGUCAUCAAACUGGCCAUGGAUACCGCCGGCUUUAGCGUUAGGGAUAUCAUUGAUUAUUUGAACAAGAAGAUAUUUAAAGCUGUUAAGAAGAAAAAAUCGAACCCAAAUGAGCCCAAGCCUCGUUUAGUAGAAGACAUAACGAAAGACGAGGAGAAGGCUAGCGAGUUCGAUAUCUGGGGACCAGUCGGAGGUCUGGAGGAAGUCAAGCAAGAGCUCACUGAGUGCAUAUUCUGGCCUAUUAUGUAUCCAGCACUAUUCCCGUCUCAAUCAUGCGGCAUCCUGCUAUACGGGCCGCCCGGCACCGGCAAGUCCCACAUCGGCUCGUGCUUGGCCCGACUCACGAAUAUGAACAUGAUCACUGUGAAGGGACCUGAGUUGCUCUCCAAGUAUAUCGGACAGAGUGAGAAGGCUGUUAGGGAUAUUUUUGACAAGGCAGACAUGAAGAGGCCCUGUAUACUGUUCUUCGACGAGUUCGACAGUCUCGCGCCCAAACGCGGUCACGACUCAACUGGAGUAACAGACAGAGUAGUAAACCAGCUGCUAGCUCGGCUGGACGGCGCGGAGGGGGGCGCGCGGGGCCCCGUGCUGGCGGCCACGUCGCGCCCCGACCUCGUGGACCCCGCGCUGCUGCGCGCCGGCCGCCUGCAGCGCCACGUCUACUGCGCGCUGCCUGACCAACGAGGCCGGCACGAAGUUCUCCGAACAUUAACGAAGAGCGUCCAAGUAGACGAGGCAGUGGAUUUGCAAGAUUUAGCGGCUCGGACUGAAGGCUACUCGCCGGCAGACCUCAAGUCCAUACUGGUUACUGCUCAACUAACUAGGCUGGAAACGCAAUUGACGGCGAAUGAAGAAAAGUCGAUGGAGUCUGUAGUGGUGUAUAAGGAAGAUAUAGAGAGUGCCUUAGCUGAGACCAAGCCUUCUCUGUCAAUACAGCAGAGACUAUUCUACGAUAUGAUAUAUAAGAGAUUCCGAGGCGAGAGUUUGACAGAUGAACAGAAGAUAAUAUCCAAAUUCCAGCAGAAGCAGAGAGUCACGCUAGCUUAAAAUAAAUUCACUAAACAAUAAAAUAAAACGCCUUAUAACGUAGUAUUGCAAUAGACCAAUUCAAUAGAUUUGAAUAAAAAAACUAAGAGCUGAGUACACAUAAAACUUGAAAAAGGCAACCCGAUACCACUUGAUAUGACUGGUUGUCAGACUUUCUGGGAUCUGACUACCUGUAAAAACUUACACAGAAGUUCAUAUGACAACCGGGCGGGGCCUACCACUUAGCCAAGAUGAUAAUAUCGGUUUUCACCUUUACCAUGCUUUUACCAUGUGCCUAUUAACGUACUUAGGUAUACUAGUAUUGUUAAAGUAUUGUAGAAACGUGUAGUCUUUGCACAGCUAGCUGAUUUAUGUGAAGUGCUAAUAAAAUAAUGAAAUGUGAUAAAAUAUUCACUGCUAGCUUAAAAUGACGUAGGUAAUGUAAAUUGUAAUAUUCUUUUUGGUGUCCACCUUUUUCUCAAAAGAGGUUCGAUUUUGUUUUCAAGUUAAUAGUAACAAAAACAAAUAUUCAUUGCUACUAUACAAAAUCAGUUAUCAAUAUAUUUGUAGAUGAUGUAGACAUAUUUAUUCUUUAGAUCUACAUUUUAUCUAAGCUUGUUGAAAUGUUGGAAAGUAAAGGUUUAUGCACACCGUGUUUUUUGACGUCGCGCGUUUUUGAAACGUGAUCUUAUUUCUACCUUUGUAAAGCUACAAACGUGCGUUUUAAAAAACGUGGUGUGUACAGGCUCUUAAGUUGUUAACUUAGUAAGUGCUUUAAGCUGUGAUGUAAACUAGUAAUAGUAGGUGCUAGGGUUAAUAAAUAAGCGGAAAUACUUAAGUUUGUUUGUUUGUAUAUUUUGUUGCGAAUUUUAUGUUUAAUUUAUUGAAAGAAAUAAAUCGGUAUUUUAUUUUACAA
Molecule: messenger RNA, 3987 nt
Organism: Helicoverpa armigera (cotton bollworm)
Lineage: Eukaryota; Metazoa; Arthropoda; Insecta; Lepidoptera; Noctuidae
Gene: Pex1
Product: peroxisomal ATPase PEX1
Exons: 13
Coding region: 159-3092 (977 amino acids)
Biological process (GO): protein import into peroxisome matrix
Cellular component (GO): peroxisome; peroxisomal membrane; cytosol
Molecular function (GO): ATP hydrolysis activity; ATP binding
Source: RefSeq, a predicted model, not a curated record